GGAGUUCUGGACAAGAGUGCAAUCGUGGGCGGAGGCGCGGCGGGAAGCGCGCGGGGAUCUUUGUGGCGACGGCGCCAAGGAGGGUCGGGAAGCAAGGGCCGGGCCCUGUGGCGGCUGCCAGAGUUCACUCCCCAGCAGAGACCUCAGAGCUCUGAAACAGGAGGGCCUGUGGCCGGCGUCGUGGGGCGACAGGCGGCAAAUGUGGAGGGUCCUGCAGAUGGCGGCAGCCGAGGCGGUGCACCACAUCCACCUGCAGAACUUCUCCCGCUCGUUGCUGGAGACCCUCAACGGGCAGCGGCUGGGCGGGCACUUCUGCGACGUGACCGUGCGUAUUCGCGAGGCUUCGCUACGCGCACACCGCUGUGUGCUGGCCGCUGGCUCACCCUUCUUCCAGGACAAGCUGUUGCUCGGCCACUCAGAGAUCCGCGUGCCACCAGUGGUGCCUGCACAGACGGUGCGCCAACUCGUUGAAUUCCUCUAUAGUGGAUCGCUUGUGGUGGCACAGGGUGAGGCGCUGCAGGUGCUCACUGCUGCAUCGGUGCUGCGUAUCCAGACAGUUAUUGAUGAGUGCACCCAGAUCAUUGCUCGUGCACGGGCCCCCAGCGCCCCUGCACCCUUGCCUGUGCCCCCACCGCUGGCCCCAGCACAGCUGCGACACCGCCUGCGUCACCUGCUGGCCGCACGCCCUCUGGGCCCCCUAGGUGCUGUGCACAGCCGUAAGCAGCGCCAGCCCGCGCGCCUACAGCUGCCUGCUCCACCCGCACCCACCCAUGAUGAGGGGCCCACAGCCAGCCCGACUCUAUCUGCCAUGCCCAAUGACAGGGCUGAUGAGGAGGAGGACACUGAGGAAGACACUGAUGGUGAGGAUGGUGAAGCCUCUGCGCCCCCUGCUUUCCCUGACUGCGCUGGUUUUCUCCCAGCCUCAGCGGAUACUGCACAAGAGGAGCCCCUUAGGCCUCCUGGCCUCUCAGACCAUGGUGGUGCUGGCAGGGACUUCUUGCGGGGGGCUGCAGCACCAGAGGACGUGUUUGUGGAAGGCUUCGUGUCUGCCUGGCGAGAGGAGGACAGCUCCACUACAGAGGGUGGCCCUAUUGAACCCCCUGCACCGCCUGACUGUGCCUUAGCUGGGCCUCGCCCGCCACCACCUGCUGCUAAGACCCCAGGGCCACUAGCACCACUCUUCCCUUUCCAUCUGGGAGCCCCUGGCCCACCUGCACAACAGGGGCCUGCCUUCUACCCCUCACUGCAGCCUGAUGCCCCCAGCACUCAGCUAGGGGAGGCACCAGCCCCACCAGCCUCUGUAGCCCCAGCCACCCCUGUGCCACCUGCCUACGAAUGCAGUCAUUGCAGCAAGACCUUCAGCUCACGGAAGAACUACACCAAGCAUAUGUUCAUUCACUCGGGGGAGAAGCCGCACCAGUGUGCCGUGUGCUGGCGAUCCUUUUCGUUGCGUGACUACCUGCUCAAGCACAUGGUCACACACACGGGCGUGCGUGCCUUCCAGUGUGCUGUCUGCGCCAAGCGCUUCACGCAGAAGAGCUCACUUAACGUGCACAUGCGCACACACCGGCCUGAGCGAGCACCCUGUCCCGUCUGCGGCAAGGUCUUUUCACAUCGCGCCCUGCUGGAGCGCCAUCUAGCCACACAUCCGGCGUCCUGAUUGUGACUACGGCCGCUCCUGCGCUCCGCCCCUUCUGCAGCUUGGACCCUUUUUUAUGUGCUUGUGUACCCUCCGGGAACUGCGCAGUUCCAAACUGACCUGGACUCUCGGACCAGAGUAACAGAACCUGGGAUACAUGACCCCUCCCAGGCGGCCCUGGGAUAUGGGACAGAGUGAGACCUAUGCCUUCCAUCCGGACCUUCUUGCCCUCACUGAACUCCUGAGAUGUUGUGAUGGACACGUCACAGAUGGAUUUUGGUGGACUCAGACUUGCCGUGGCCAGUAUCCCCUUUGGCACUCACUGGACUGGGGCAUUAGGGCUUCCGUGACUGACAGUAACUCCCUUAAAGCUAUUGGUCUUGGGGUAGGGAAUCCUAGACUCCCUACAGUGCUCACACCCCACACUGCUAGCAUCCAGACUUGAACCUUUUCAGCUUCACAUUCCUACCCGCUUCUGUUGUAGAGCAUUUUAUCUUGGAGGGACCUGAAGAGGCAGGUCUUUGGGGUCAGGCUGCUGCUGCUAGUGUCAUGAGCCUAGCCUCGCCUGCCCUGGCUGCUGGGUUCUGAGUAUAAGUGUGAGAGGGGUUAGGUGGCUAUGUGGGGUGUGGGAUGCAACGAUGGCUAGGAGCUAGAGCAGGAGAAUGAAGAUCAGGACCUCAAGGCUCAGGAUAUACCAGACCAGUUGACAGCCUGGGGUGGGGGUAGAUGUGUUCUGCCACCAGUUAAAGCUGAAAAGAUUUACUUGGUAUCAUGCAACCCAAAGGAAAGAUGCAGAGCCGUGGGGAUGUCCCGACUUGUCUUUACUACUUCAGCAGCAUGGAGAGCAGUACUGAGAAAUGUGACUUCCAAAUGUGGCAUCACACAAACCCCCAAGUUCCCAAAAAGUUAUGUAGCACAUACUGUUUGUUCACAUAUUAACUGCAAGUGUAUGGGUUAUCUAAUGUGCCAACUGACUCACUAGCAGUCAGAAGGCCUAAGCAAAACGCCUGAGUCCAGCUACAUAAUCCACAAUAAUUCAGGCUGCAGCAACAAGCCACUAAUAAACAGUCCCUAUGCCUUG
Molecule: messenger RNA, 2720 nt
Organism: Cavia porcellus (domestic guinea pig)
Lineage: Eukaryota; Metazoa; Chordata; Mammalia; Rodentia; Caviidae
Gene: Zbtb45
Product: zinc finger and BTB domain containing 45
Exons: 3
Coding region: 200-1660 (486 amino acids)
Biological process (GO): regulation of transcription by RNA polymerase II
Molecular function (GO): DNA-binding transcription factor activity, RNA polymerase II-specific; RNA polymerase II cis-regulatory region sequence-specific DNA binding; protein binding
Source: RefSeq, a predicted model, not a curated record